Messenger RNA from Cuscuta europaea, 9308 nucleotides. The record is from the annotation of a GenBank genome assembly. Lineage: Eukaryota; Viridiplantae; Streptophyta; Magnoliopsida; Solanales; Convolvulaceae.
AGUUAGGCGAUGUGUCAUCAACUUUGUUCUCAGAGCACCGACAGACCCACGUUUCCAUACGGCCAUUGAUUUGGUGCCCAAGCUCUCACUCAUACACUAUACAACUACCCAGUACCCACUACUAUGGUGAACGGAGUAUUUUAUUUCUUAUUCUCUUCAAGUCAUAACGGUUUGUUUCAGAAGCUUCAAUUUCCUUUCUCUCUUCCUAUUUCUGAAUUACUGUGUAUACUAAUCGGUAAUCACAUUCACUUUGCUGCUUAUUAACAAUCUGGAAUUUCUGAAAAAUCAUAUCCCUCCUCUCAUUCUAAGGUCUAUUGUAAUAUAUGGUUAUGGAUCAUCGGCUCAAAAGCUUGCCUAACUCCUCUAUGAACAGUUUCGAGUUGGAGAAUGAGAUCAUUUUCUCUACCUUUAAACCAUCACUGAACAUUCCAGACCGUUACAAGCAUGCCCUUUCGGUGGCACAACAUCCCAACCUGGGUACGCAUGAUCCUGCUUUGGAUUCUGAUUCCGUGCUGGACUACAUUAGCCAGAUGCUACUGGAAGAAGAGAGCAUUGAUGGGAACAAUCAGAACAUGUUCUGUGAUCCCAUUGCUCUUACAGCUGCUGAGAAUGCCUUUUAUGAAGCCUUGCAUGAGAACCCUUCCCCUCCCAUUAUUCCCAGCAUUCCUGGAAGCUCAUGCGGGAAUGGUUUUGAUCCAGGAGAACGCGAAUCAUGUGUGACGAAUGAGCCUACCCCCUAUCCCGCCAUCCAGUCAUCAUCCGAUGUGUCAAACGGUUCUGUAUAUAGCUUUGAUGAUAGUGAGUCCAUAUCUGACUUCAUGAGAGGUGUGGCAGAAGCUAGUAAAUCCCUUCAAGCUGCCCGUAAUCAGCGGGUCAUCGGUGAUUUGGAGAAAUAUGAGGAAUCACUGCGAGAUGUUGAUGUCACCAAGGUAGAGAAGGACCAUUCAGUGGAUUCGUACUGUAGAGGAAAGAAGCAUUAUUACCAUCCAGACGAAAGUGGGGUGGAACAAGAAAGGAGCAGCAAGCAGCGUGCACUUUUUAAGGAGGAAGUUGAGUUAUCAGAGGAUUUUGACAAUGUUUUGCUGUGUGGUGAAGAUGAUGAUGGUGAUGAUAAUGCUUCUCUAUCUCGAGUCGGACAAAAAGAACGAAGUGGUCUCCGCCAUCUAAAGAAACGGGGAGCUAAUUGUGAAACUGUGGAUCUGGUGUCUCUUUUAAUUAGCUGCGCACAAUCUGUUGCAGCUGCUGAUUAUAGGGAUGCAGAAGAUAAAUUAAAGAAGAUCAGGCAGCACUCUUCACCUACAGGUGACCCAAAUCAAAGAGUGGCUCAUGUAUUCGCUGAUAGUCUGGAGGUGCGGUUGGCUGGAACUGGGACAGAAGUAUAUAAAACAAUGUCUAAUAAUGAUAUCCUAGUCCCUGAGUUGCUAAAGUCCUACCUGUCACCUUUGCCAUUUAUGAGAAUGGCAGUUUUCUUUGCGAAUAAAAUGAUUUACGAAGUAGCGUCAAAAGGUGUCUCACUGCACAUUAUAGACUUUGGGAUUCAUUAUGGUAUCCAGUGGCCCACUCUUAUCCGUGACCUUUCUCAAAGACCUGAUGGCCCUCCUAAACUUCGAAUAACAGGAAUCGAGUUUCCCCAACCCGGUUUUCGUCCAGAGCAGAUGGUAGAAGAAACAGGUUCCCGCUUGGCAAAAUGUUGCCGGUGUUUCGGUGUGCCAUUCGAGUACAAUGCGAUAACAAGGCAGAAUUGGGAGACUAUUACAAUUGAGGAUUUAAAGCUUUCGAGUGAUGAGGUGGUUGCUGUUAACUGUUUUAUUCGUUUAGAGUACAUUUUGGAUGAGACAUUGGUUGUUACGAACAGUCCUAGGGAUGCGGUUUUAAACUUAAUCCGGCUAGUAAGUCCUCGUAUAUAUGUCCAAGCAAUGAGUAAUGGACCUCACAGCUCUCCUUUCUUUGUCAAUCGGUUUCGAGAAGCUCUCUUAUUCUACUCUACUGUCUUUGAUACGUGUGAGGCUAUUUUGCCACUCCAUGAGCAUCAUAGAUUGAUUUUAGAACAAGAAGUUCUAGGACGAGAAAUAAUGAACAUCAUUGCAUGUGAGGGCAUGGAAAGAUUGUUGAGGCCUGAAACAUGUAAGCAGUGGCAAUCUCGCAUUUUGAGGGCAGGCUUCAAACCCAUGUCAGCAAACCCCCAACUCGUGAAAAAGUUAAAAUGCAAGGUGAGGGCAGGAUAUCACAAAGACUUUCUGUUUGCGGAAGAGGGCAACUGGAUAUUGCAGGGGUGGAAAGGUCGAAUUCUUGGCGGCAGCUCUUGCUGGGUUGCUGCGUGACAUGCUAACAACGUCUGGUAGUAAGUACUUGUUGGGAUAUUGAUCCAGGGGCCCAAUACCCGGAUCAGGAAGGUCCAAGAUACCCGGCCCAAGCAACGGGCCCAUCACAUGAUGAUAGGAUAAUCAUGGUAGAAUUAACGCCGAACGAGAAUCGGCCCAAGUAAGGGUUGGCCCAGUAAGGAGACAUACCGAACGGAGUUCGGACUAUAUAUCAUACUUGGGCCAAUUUGACAGCAUCUUCAGCAUAGCCCAACAUCCCGUUCGGGCAACGGCCAAACCGCAAGUGGCCAGGUGCAAUUAAUGCCAGACUGUGACAUCAGCAAGUGGAAGCAUGGAUGACCAAGUCGGUGGAACAACGGCCAAUCAGCAUAGGGCAGCCCAUGCUCUCCAUUAGUAUAAAUAGAAGGUUUCAAGUCAUUGUAAGGGUUAACAUUUCAAUACUCAGGCUCUAGAAUAGCAUCAUUGCUCUUAUUUCUUGUAUUAAAGCAUAGUUUCCGAUCUACCGAUCGGGAAAUUCCUUGUAAUCAGACUGGUUAAUUAAUACAAGUGAGCUUUCGAGUGUUAGUUAGUUCAGGUCUUAUAUUUUUUACACGCUUUGAUUCUGUGACAUUCCUGAUAUAUCCAAAGUUCGUGUUGGGCUUUCGGAUCUACGGUAUUUACCCUCAACAUUGGCGCCGUCUGUGGGAAACUUGCAAAAAGUUUCAAAUUCAAAUCAUCCAAAAACCUCUAUUUUCAAAAAUGGUCAGAAUCAGUUCCUAUCAUACAAGCGACGGUUCACGCCGUCACGGGAGGAGCCACACCCCGGGGAGUCAAAACCCUCAGGGACAAUCCAGUCGAGGAUCGUAUCCUCGUUUUGAUGGGGAUUUUGUGAUUCCCGAAUCUCUGAGAAGAAAUCCUCAGGCCAUGCGUGACAUGGCCCAGGUCAUGCAGCAUAUGGGGAACGAAGAGGAAGGAGGUUCCAGCUUUACAGGGGAGACUCCACGCACGGAAACAACCACAACGUCAUCCCGUUCGCACGCCCAUCGGGAUAAUCGACGUAGCGCCCCACCAACAGCGCACCACAGUCCCAGUGACUGAACCCCGAUCGGGUCACAAGCUAGAGGACCAACUCCCGUUGGUCAUCAUUUCCAGUAUGCCGAGCGGGAAAAUACUAGGGUCCCUAAACGGCAAUGGGACCGGGACUGUACGGAUAUGAGGGCUCCACCACCGCCCCCUCUGACGGCCCAGGAGGAAGAAAUGGCCGAGAUGAGGAGGCAGAUGAAUUAAAUGCGAGACCAGAUGAACAGGGCGCCUGUACAACCUGCCCCAGUUCAGUUGGGAAUUACUUCCCCGUUUACUAGGGAACUCAUGUACGCAGAUAUCCAAGGGGGUGCCAAGCCCCCGACCGGCCAAAUCUAUGACGGGGUGGGAGAUCCCCACGUGCAUUUGAGGAGUUACCAAGGGAGACUCAUGCUGCUAGGCGCACCCGAGGCCGCCAUUUGCCGGUUGUUUUUUAGCACGCUCAGGGGGCCUGCCUAGGAGUGGUUCGGGACACUGCAGCCCGGGUCAAUCAACAGCUUUGCCGAGUUAUCGGCGUUAUUCUUGGCCCAGUUUGCUUCCAGUGCCAAUCCCAAACGGCAUUUCAGCUAUUUGACCAGCGUGAAGCAAAACGCCAAAGAGACCCUCAAUUAAUUUCUGAAAAGAUGGAUGGAUGAAACUUUAACGGUGGGAAACAUGACGGAUGAUACCGUCAUUACCCUAUUCACGAAUGCUCUCCGAACGGGGGAGUUGUACAAAGAGUUGAAGAAAAAUCCGGGUACGGUGUACGCCGAGGUAUUAGAUAGGGAUCGCAAGCAUGCCGCCCUAGAAGAAGAGAUAAGAAGCUAAAUUAUGAGAAUAAAGGAUGAUCGGGUUAAAACCCUACUACACUUACCAAUUCCGGCAGAUAACAUGCUUGAAGUAGUGACAAAACUCCUGAGGCUACGGGUUCCUCCCAUCCGCAAGGACUCCGCUUGGGAGCGUAGAACGGCGUCCACCCUGGGCUGAGAAUCCCGAACGGGAUAGGCGUUCCACCUAUCCGGAAAUGGCAAAGAAUCGCCUACCCGAACAAACAAGAAACGCUCCUCCCAGUCAGCCGGCGGAGUGAUAUUCUCUGUGAAUAAUUGACGAUCAGAACGAGCUACCAGCUUCAGGUACCCAGUCGUCCAGUAAGGCUGAUAGCAGUAAUGGUGAAGGAACAGGUCGACGCAUGGAGUGAUCCUCAACUCAUGGCAUCGAAUGAUGAAGCCUGUCAGAAUGCGGUAAGUGCUGGGCACGAACUGAGCGGGCAGUACAGCAACCCGGCGUAAGAACUCCACAAUGAAUGAAUGGAGAGGGAAUCGAAGCCCAGCAGUCAGAGCGUCGAGGUGCACUAGCAUGUGCCCCGGUCGGUGCCUCAUCGGGUGCCGAAUGAAUCCAGCCUAGUAUUCCCUUGGUGGGGGCAAUAACUGGCUAAGUUGUCGUUCGACAUCUUCUGGAAGACGUUGUCUUUGUUUGCGUAUGCGAGUGAAGUGUAGGGGAAUGCGGGGUGGCCGCUCGGACAUCAUCACCUGACAGACAUCCAUCAUCUUGUGGCUGUUCGGUGUGUUUGCCGGCCUGAGGAUUGGCGGGUUUGGGUGUUUGGGAAGAAGAGCCUUCGGCCUUGUUACCAGCGGGUGUCUUGCUUGUGCGAAUCAAAGGCAUCUCUUCAGAUUCUGAGCUAGAGGGGUAAUACAUAAAAACACUAGAGAAAAUUCUGGGAAUUCUAGAGAGAGAAGGCUUGAAAGUACGCAAGAGAAUUCUGGGAAUUCUAGAGAGAGAAAGCUCGAAAGAAAAGUGAGGAAACAGCAGGAGAAAUUAGGGGAAGCACCUCUCUAUAAAUAGGGAAAGUGCCGCACAAAUCCCUAAUCCAUGAGCAACAUGUGGCAUUGGGUGGUUACGAUUAAUCUGGGGCAUUUAUGAUUCAUUUUUGUGCACGAACCCCGAACGGGCUUACAGAGGAACAGUAAAAACUGGGAAAUGGCUAAAAUCUAUUUAGAUCAUCGAUUACCGAAUGACGAACGGGCUUGCAGAGGAUUAGCAAAGAUCACAGGGACUUGCUGUUUAGAAUAACCGAGAAAACGGCUAAGUCCUAAAAAUGGACCUGAAGCCCGACCGGCUAUCAACGUCGUAAAAGGUUAUCUGAAAUCAAACGGCUAAGUCCUAACAAAUGACCUGAAGCCUGACCGGAUAUCAACGUCGUAAAAGGUUAUCUGAAAUCAAACGGCCAAGUCCUAAAAAUUGUUCCGAAGCCCGGACGACUACCAACUUACGAAAAAGCCCAGGUGCGAAGAAAACCAAGAAAACAGCUGUCCUAAGAAUUGAUCUGAAGCUCGACCGGCUAUCAACGUUGUAAAAGAUUAUCUGAAACCAGAAUGUGUUAAGUCCUAAAAAGUUAUCUGAAGCCCGAACGGCUGAGUUCCAGAGAGGGGGUUUUUUCCUUAACAAAUUAUCAGAACCUUCCAAUGCCCGAACGGCGAUCAACGGCAUUAGGAAUAUUUAAGCAAGAAAUAAAGUCAGAAAAUUGGUUAAGUCCUACAAAACGGGCCGAACCCCGAAUGGUGAGUAAAUCAUGCAAAAAAGGCGGAAAAGACAAUACACAAAGCUUCAUGCAAAAAAGGGAUAUAUAUUCAUCGGUUCUACUGACCGGGAAGUACAAGCUACUUGAAGAAAAGAAAAUUACAACGAAUAAUUAAAAAGUACAUAUAGAUUAUUGGCCAGGGGCCAUUUCCUCUCCCUCUUCGUUCUCGUCCUCAUCGUCAUCAGACGGGGGUUCAGGCUCUUUCCCAGCAGCCCGAUCAGCUUCCCGUUAAUGAGCUCGCAGAAAUUUUUCGAAUUGAGCCUGUAUAAUGUCAUCCUUGGGAAGAUCAGAAGCCUGAACCGGCCUCCCCAGAUUAUUUUGAAGCUAAGCAACGAAGGGACGCAGCAGGACCUGGUCGAUUUUGCCAUAAAGAUCUGUAACAAUGGAGUCGUUCCAUUUUUUGGCCUCGGGAUCCUUGUCCAAGAGAGCCACCUCUGCCGAUAGCCGACCAGCACCUUUGGGGAAACCCUUCAAGUACGCCCAAAGGCGAACGAGAUUUGGGUCCUUGCGUGAUCAUCCUUGAUGAUGGAGAAUUCAUCAGAGGAUUUAAAUGUUUCCCGGACGGCGGACAGAUCCACAUUCACUUCAUAGGGACCGUCCGGGAUACUGGAGGGCAUUUCCUCAAACUUGACCUGUGCGGCCUCAGCGGCAAGGACCUUUGCCUGGGAAGCUGCAAGUUGGACCCGAAGGGUACCGAGCUCAGCAUCCAGCCUCUGUUUCUCCUCCGCAAAGGCCUUCUGUUCGGCCUCCAGAGAGGUGAUGGCGGCGGCAGCAUUUUGCUCAGCAGAAGAUUGAGCAACAAUCAGUUCUCGUUCCUUGGCCAGACGGGCUUCCCGCAUUUGAAGGGUGUACAAACCCAUCUACAGAGCACCGUUCGAGACUUAGUACUGAUUACAGAGAAUAAAAUAAAAACAGAGCGCAAAAAAUAAUGUACCUUCAGAGCGGUCAAGGCCAGGCAUUCUUCAGAUUGCUCGACCGGCAACUGAGGAAGGGAAAAAUUGUUGAACCAAGAGGAGGUCGGCCAGAUUUGGCUCGCGGUAGAACCAACCCUUUCUAAUACCUCGUGGACAGGAUCAGAUAAGGAGAUCCGCUUGACCUGACCAGUAAUAUGGUCGGUGUGGGUCUCACCUGCAUUCGAGGGUUCCCCCUGAAUGGAGUCAAAGUGCUGGGAGAACUGAUGUAGUUGGUCAGAGCCGAACCGAUCGUCGACCAGCAUAGCAUCGAAUUGGUCCUGAUGGACCUGCUGUAUUGGCUGUGGCUCUGGAAGCGGUUGAAAAGAGGCAGCAUCCUGAGCAGGAACAAUGGAGGGAGUAGGUUGGGGGUUCUUCCUGGAUUUUUUCCGUUUACCGGCCCCACCGGCUGCAAUAACUCUGCUAUCAUCCAUAGGUAGAUCUGGGUUUGGUGCUGAAAAAAAAAGACAAAGGGCAAUGUUAGUAUCGAGCGGCCUUAGCGUGUGAGAAACUAGAAAAAAGAACAAAAGAACGUUUCUCGCACGGGAAGGACCACCCAGACCAUGGCACUUGGUUUCUCAAAACAAGUAAACCCAAGAGAACGGGCAGUACCUAUACCGGCUGUAACAAGUCGUUCGGGAGUCAGAUAACUCAUGAUGUCCAUGUAUUUAUCCUUCUCCACAGCAAGCACGUCCUUGUAAAUUUCUUCAGUAAGGACAGGAUCAGGAGUCUUGCGGGGGAAGGCAUUCCAUUUGCGGGGAAUUAGGCCGUCCAGGACAGACACGAAGAAAAACCGGUCUUUCCACCCUUUGAUUGAAGUUGGGUUUCCCUUGAACAGGAUGUGUCCCGUUCGGGCACUAGUGGCCAGAUAGCCGUGGGUUUGUUGGAGGGCUACCUUGAAAAAUUGGUGGAAGAGUUCUAGGGUUUGUCGGGCGCCAGCAUCUUUACAACGGCAAAUAAAACCCGCCAUUGCCCGAUAGGAGUUCGACAUAAUUUGGGCCGGUACAACUUCGUAGAAAUUGAAGAAUGAAAUGUAAAAGGGGUGUAGCGGAAACCUAAGGCCGGCCCUAAUUGAGUCAAAAUGAACUAUGGUCAUUCCGGGCCUAUGACGCAUUGGGUGAAGCCCAGCUUGCAAACGGAAAUCCACCGGGUCAGGGAUAAGGGCCGGAAUUUCGGCCCUAUUAUGGGAGGUCAGUUUUUGCCGCCUCUCCCUAAUCAAUUUUAGGUCAAGGGUAUGGCGAGGAAAAUCGUUGGGACGUCCGGCCGCCAUGGAGGCUAUUUCGUCCUCGGAUUUGGUGUCGUCGGAAUCUUCACUGGAGGAAGAAGAAGUGCUAGGAAGGUCCUCCGCCUCAGCCCUGGUAUUCGUCGCCGUUUCAGUAGAACCACCGGCAAACGGGACUGUGAUGACGUCCACAAUAGCGGCAUCACGGUCAUCUCCAUGGGAGGCCAUCUCCGAAUCAGAGGAAUGUUGUUUGGGGCUCAUCUCGGUCGAGCCAGAAAUGAAGAUAAGGAAUCCGGAUUUGAGAAGUUACCUGAGCGAUGGAAGCUGGGAGAAGAUUGCAAGGGAAUCAACAAGGCGCAGAGAAUUGCAGAAUCGAAACCCGGAAUUGAGAAGUUAAAGGCUAAUUUAUAGCCUUGAAACCGCCGUGUCAAGAACCAAUCAGGGAGCGACACGUCACUAGGAGCAUUUAAGCUAAAACACGUGUCUAGUGAAAAGACUAAACGACGGUUACCAUGAUGAAUAUGGGGAAAUGAAGCGGCAGCCGUCAAAUCACAGCAUGGGGAACUGAUUACUUCUGUACCCCGAUCGCCAUUCGGGGUAUUACAACAUUGAUAUUCAUACUUCCUAAUGCACUCACUAUCGUUCGAGACAUCGGAAGUGGGGGACUUGUGUUGGGAUAUUGAUCCAGGGGUCCAAUACCCGGAUCAGGAAGGCCCAAGAUACCCGGCCCAAGCAACGGGCCCAUCACAUGAUGAUAGGAUAAUCAUGGUAGAAUUAACGCCGAACGAGAAUCGGCCCAAGUAAGGGUUGGCCCAGUAAGGAGACAUACCGAACGGAGUUCGGACUAUAUAUCAUACUUGGGCCAAUUUGACAGCAUCUUCAGCAUAGCCCAACAUCCCGUUCGGGCAACGGCCAAACCGCAAGUGGCCAGGUGCAAUUAAUGCCAGACUGUGACAUCAGCAAGUGGAAGCAUGGAUGACCAAGUCAGUGGAACAACGGCCAAUCAGCAUAGGGCAGCCCAUGCUCUCCAUUAGUAUAAAUAGAAGGUUUCAAGUCAUUGUAAGGGUUAUCAUUUCAAUACUCAGGCUCUAGAAUAGUAUCAUUGCUCUUAUUUCUUGUAUUAAAGCAUAGUUUCCGAUCUACCGAUCGGGAAAUUCCUUGUAAUCAGACUGGUUAAUUAAUACAAGUGAGCUUUCGAG